Messenger RNA from Dipodomys ordii (Ord's kangaroo rat), 1524 nucleotides. It is a transcript of the gene Plpp1, whose product is annotated as phosphatidic acid phosphatase type 2A. NCBI's taxonomy places the organism in Eukaryota, Metazoa, Chordata, Mammalia, Rodentia, Heteromyidae. The transcript has 6 exons. Gene Ontology annotation, molecular function: phosphatidate phosphatase activity. Gene Ontology annotation, biological process: phospholipid metabolic process; signal transduction; phospholipid dephosphorylation. The record is from RefSeq and is a predicted model, not a curated record. The coding region runs from base 375 to 1232 and encodes 285 amino acids.
GCCCGCGCUGCGUUCCUCCCUCUACCGGUCCUCAUCUUUAAAGCACGAGUCCACACGCUCCGCCUGUUGGACAGGGUGCUGAGCACCGGAGAGGGAGCAGCUGUAGCAGGCCAGGGCCGACCCGGGAGGGCCUGAGGCGACAGGGCUGCCGCGGCUGGCACGCCGGCGCCUCAGCCCCGCUCGAGUGCGUGCGGGAGCUGUGAGGGGAGGGGUCCCGGGAGCCAUUGUUGGUGGUCAGAGCGCCUCCUGGCCCCAAGUCCGCCCUCUCGGACCGAGAGGAGCAGUCGCCCGCCCCUGGACCCGGGCUUGAGACUCGGGUACCUCCAGCCGCCUGCCCGCCGCGCCGUCCGCCGCCCGCAGCCCAGGUGGAGACCAUGUUUGACAAGACGCGGCUGCCGUACGUGGCCCUCGAUGUGCUCUGCGUGUUGCUGGCUGGAUUGCCUUUUGCAAUUCUUACUUCAAGGCAUGCCCCCUUCCAACGAGGAGUAUUCUGUAAUGAUGAGUCCAUCAAGUACCCUUACAAAGAAGACACCAUACCUUAUGCGUUAUUAGGUGGAAUAAUCAUUCCAUUCAGUAUUAUCGUUAUGGUUAUUGGAGAAAUUCUGUCUGUUUACUUUAACCUCUUGCACUCAAAUUCCUUUAUCAGGAAUAACUACGUAGCCACUAUUUACAAAGCCAUUGGAACCUUUUUGUUUGGUGCAGCUGCUAGUCAGUCCCUGACUGACAUUGCCAAGUAUUCAAUAGGCAGACUUCGACCUCACUUCUUGGAUGUUUGUGACCCAGAUUGGUCAAAAAUCAACUGUAGUGAUGGUUACAUUGAGAACUACAUAUGUCGGGGAAAUGCACAAAAAGUAAAGGAAGGCAGAUUGUCCUUCUACUCAGGCCAUUCUUCGUUCUCCAUGUACUGCAUGCUGUUCGUAGCACUUUACCUUCAAGCCAGGAUGAAGGGAGAUUGGGCAAGACUCUUACGUCCCACACUACAAUUUGGUCUUGUUGCUGUAUCCAUUUAUGUGGGCCUUUCUCGAGUUUCUGAUUACAAACACCAUUGGAGCGAUGUGUUGACUGGACUCAUUCAAGGAGCUGUGGUUGCAAUAUUAGUUGCUGUAUACGUAUCGGAUUUCUUCAAGGCAAGAAAUUCUCCCUUUAAAGAAAGAAAAGAGGAGGACUCUCAUACAACUCUGCAUGAAACACCAACAACAGGAAAUCACUAUCGGAACAAUCACCAGCCCUAAAGGGUAGCAAGAUGGCAGAUGAAACUGGCCUGUUUUCUAAAGGAAAAUGACUGCAACUAGAAGGCAAGAGGAUGUGUCUUUCUUCCUGGUGUACAGGCCUUUACAGGACUGCUGCUGCUAUGCCUCCUGAAUGCCCACUUUAUGUAUAUAAUCACAUUUAACACAAUGGUUAUCUAAUAGCUCUAAGAUCAUCAAAAAAAAUUUCAAGCCUUCCACUAGAGCAAUGCCCCACCUAUACAUUUUUAUUAAAAAAUGUAAUGCUUAUGUACAUAUGUGUAUGUAAUAUGCUUUC